Molecule: messenger RNA, 1641 nt
Organism: Amoebophrya sp. A120
Lineage: Eukaryota; Dinophyceae; Syndiniales; Amoebophryaceae
Source: the annotation of a GenBank genome assembly
AUGGCGAAGAAGCAGCUGCAGCCGCGCACUGAGGACCGCACCGUCCACGUGCACAAGCUGGUCUACAAGGUCCAGUUUAAGAAGCGCGCCAAGCGGGCUAUCUCGGAAAUCAAGAAGAUGGCGACCAAGUGCAUGGGCACCUCCGAUGUCCGCAUCGACACCAAGCUGAACAAGCACAUCUGGAACAAGGGUAUUUAUAUACUUUUGUUUUUGUUCCUUUUCAUUCUGCAUGUACACUUGCUUGAUCGCGCACGACAGAUUUAGAUUUUAUUGCUUGAUUGCGCAUGACAGAGUUAGAUUUUACACUACUCGCGGGUUGCUGGGUCGUGCCAUAAUUCUUGAGAGCUGUGCAGUCUUUGAAGAUGAGAGCCGCUGAGAGUAGUUGUUGUGAUAUUUUUUGCUCUUCGGUACUUCGUGCAGCAUGCUGUCAUGAUGAGACACAAUCGAUAACAGAAAUCCAACGCUGAGGCGCCAUUUUGGUGCUGAUGCGGAUUUCGAAUUUUGAGCUUUUUAACCCUGACUUUCACAUGUUGUAUUGCGUGAGCAGCAAGAGGACAAACGCCAGCGACCCGGGAGCCUGUGCGUGACAAAUUUGUGCAUCUGCUGUAGUACUGGUGUUGGCCCUUCGAAAUUUGUCAUGCAAACAGUGCCACAUAGCAGCGGCUGGAUUUGGGGUUUUGCAUGACAAAUGAGGGGGAGGGGGCAUUGUGCACUGUCAUAACCAAACAUGAUGAGACACAAUCGACUAAACAGAAAUCCAACGCUGAAGCGCCAUUUCGGUGCUGAUGCGGAUUUCGAAUUUUGAGCUUUUUAACCCUGAUCAACACAUGCUGUUAGCAUGUCAUGUCUUGAGCAGGAAUUAUAGAGCGAACAGGAGUGGUUCAAGUAGAAAGCAACAACUCUUGAGGCGGCAUUACAAAGAACCGACUACCUGUAACCUUCGAGUGCGAAAAAAAUGCAUGACAAAACCGCUUUCUGAUGCGUGAACUGCAUUUCACCAACCUCCGCAAUCGAUUAUUUGGAAUUCCACAGGUAUCCGCAACUUGCCGCGUCGCGUUCGCGUGCGAUUGUCCCGCAAGCGUAACGAAGACGAGGACGCUAAGGAAAAGAUGUACACUUUGGUGCAGCACGUACCGGUUGACACCUUCAAGCGCUUGGAGACCGAGGCCGUCGGCGAUGAUGCCUAAGUAGCUACUUCGAGAAAGUAGCGGACUUUCAGCUUGUUGAGGGGUUGAAAUUGUACUAAGUACUAGUAGGUACCUGUGUUAAAAGAAGAUAACAAGACUGUUGUCGGUCAUCGCACUUUCUGAAUCUGCUCGAGUGUCUUCUGCUGUCUGCGGACUUCUAUAUGUGUCGUCGUUCGCGCACGACGCGUGACAGAUCGCGUGCACAGUGAAGAAUAACUCGACUCACAUUGAACAUUUUAUGACCAAAUGGACAACAUGCGCGUGACUCUGUGGUGACUUCGGAAUUCAAAAAAAAGAAAGAGAGCUUUGUUGCAGUGCGAGCUUAGUGAUGGGUCGCAGACUUGUGCAAUUCAGGCGCAGGGGACAUGUGUUCGUGAUCUGUGGAUGUCGGUUGCCGUUGCCUUUCCGAAAUGGGCGCGCGAAGAUCUCAAAUUUUAAUUUCUACAUAAACGGA